ACUCAUUCCGAAAGGCAGUUAACCAUGGACCGCGCCCCUUGGAAAAUUCUGAUCCUGCUACAAAUUAUAGGGCUUACACUAAGCUCACGCGAGUAUGUCCUAGACAGUGAGAAUAUUUUUACUGAAUGUCUUAACCCACCUCCGGGAUCCAAGCCGUUUAACCACCUGGUAGAUAUUUCCCGAUUCACCACCAAAAAAGAUAAGGAUGGAAUCCACAUCUCAGGAAACUUAACAACAACCUGGGAUAUCGGACCAACUGAUCGAAUUGAGAUUAAUGUCGCCAUAUUAAAGCUGGAUCGAGGAAACUGGAAGCCAACCGCUUUGGCAGUGAAUGUAAAGGAUUUUUGCAAGGAGAUGUAUGACACGAACACGCUGUAUUAUCCCUAUUCGAUUAAAUAUAUCUCCAAUAAGCAGGAUGUUAAGGAUAAAUGCUUCAACCACAAGGGAACACUCAUACUUGUUGAUCCGUUUGUGCUGAAAGUUGUCCUAAGUGUCGCCGUUCCUUUAGGUCCGGGACCCCACAGGGUCGUAGUAAAGCUUGUUGCUUACAACACUGAUGGUGUACCAAAUCCAACUUCUAUCUGCAUGGAAGUGCCUGGAAAAGUUGUGUAAUCCUGAUCCACAUUCAAUUAAUAUAUUUCACACAUAUGUGUUGAUUAUUUGAAACUCGCAAGAGAUAUCUUUCACCACAAAAUAUUAUUUUUCCUGCACUUGUUCUGGUAUAUGGGUUAUCUUUAUUAUUUAUGUUAUUCAAAAACAAGAUUGUUUUUAUUAAAGCUUACUAUUAUAUGAUGUAUAUUUACAGCAGUUAA
Messenger RNA from Drosophila kikkawai, 812 nucleotides. RefSeq lists its product as uncharacterized. Lineage: Eukaryota; Metazoa; Arthropoda; Insecta; Diptera; Drosophilidae. The record is from RefSeq and is a predicted model, not a curated record.